AUGUCGGUAGCGGCUACGACAGGGCAGAGCUCUCUGAUGCAGUGGAUCCUACAAAGUGGAGUCCCAGUGGAGACGAAGGAUCCUCAGGGCCAGACUGUCUUGCAUCACGCCGCCAGGUAUGGUCAUGUGUCCACGGUGCAGCUACUACUAGAGAAUGGAGCUCAGGCUAACGAAAGAGACGAUAAAGGGCAAACAGCCCUGCAUCUUGCUACUGGUGUGAACAUGAGCGAU
Phytophthora sojae is the source of this 231-nucleotide messenger RNA. RefSeq lists its product as hypothetical. Gene Ontology annotation, molecular function: protein binding. Gene Ontology annotation, cellular component: cytoplasm; nucleus. The transcript has a single exon. The annotation marks the transcript as partial. NCBI's taxonomy places the organism in Eukaryota, Oomycota, Peronosporomycetes, Peronosporales, Peronosporaceae. The record is from RefSeq and is a predicted model, not a curated record.